AACCUCCCGACAUGACUUAUGAAAGUAAAAUCACCAAAGUACGGAUUAAGGACGGAAAAGAAAAGCAACACACAAAGAAAAAUCACUUUUCUUUAGCUUGAAUUGUUGAUUAUCUUAAAAUUAAUUCAAUCAAAGUUAGAUUUUCCAGAUUUUUACCGUAGAUUAGGACAGUCAAAAUUGGACAAACUCAGUCAAAUUCUAUUCCCUUAGCUAAAAACAACCCUAAUAGUAAGUGAUAAUUCUUGUGACCAAAUCAAGACGCAGUUCUACAGAAGAAGAUGAAAUUUAGGGCUUAUCAGAGAAUUCCUUACAAUGGACGCUUCAAUCAUCUACACACGCAGCGUUUCCAUUUCACUACCUUUCUUCGUAAGGUACAAGCCACCGAAGCUCGAGCUUCGCUUAAUAGUGGCGGCAGUAGUAGUAACAGUAGCUCUCAAGGUAACACUCUUUUGUUGCCUGGUGCAACGGUCGCAACUAUAGUUAUGCUUGGUCUUCUCCAUGCUCGACGUCUCUAUGAUGAUCAGAAGGUUGAAGAGGCAAGAGAGAAAGGAACUUUAGAAUUCCGGCCUGAUGUAAAGGCUACUUUCAUGGGAUUGCUUCCACUACGCUCCAUUUCUAGAUUCUGGGGUGCCUUGACCAGUGUCGAACUUCCUAUGUGGCUGCGCCCAUAUGUGUAUAAAGGAUGGGCUCGGGCAUUUCAUUCAAACUUGGAAGAAGUAGCUUUGCCUUUGGAAGAAUAUGCAUCUUUACAAGAUUUCUUUGUCAGAAGAUUGAAAGAGGGUACCAGACGUAUUGAUUCCAAUCCAUGUUGUCUGGUUAGUCCAGUGGAUGGUACUGUUUUACAAUUUGGAGAGUUGAAAGAAGCUGGGGCUAUGAUUGAGCAAGUCAAAGGAUUCUCUUAUCCUGUUUCUUCGCUUCUUGGUGCCAGCUCAUUCCUUCCCAUGACUUUGGUCGAUGACAAUAAAAAUAAAGAUGGUGGGCAAGAAGGUUCAACGGAUGAUGCGAAUCAGAAGUCCUGGUGGAGAGUUUCAUUGGCUUCUCCUAAAGUCCGAGAUCCUGCAUUAGCACGUCCAAUGAAGGGUCUCUUUUACUGUGUGAUUUACUUGAGGCUUGGAGAUUAUCAUCGCAUACACUCACCAGCUGAUUGGAAUGUUCUUAGUCGUCGACAUUUCUCUGGACGUCUCUUUCCUAUGAAUGAACGAGCUACAAGGACAAUAAGAAAUCUAUAUGUGGAGAAUGAAAGGGUUGUGCUCGAAGGUAAAUGGCAAGAAGGUUUUAUGGCAAUGGCAGCUGUAGGUGCAACAAAUAUUGGCUCCAUUGAGCUUUUCAUUGAACCGACUCUGCGAACAAAUAGGCCUUGGAAGAAGCUGCUACAUCCAGAACCUCCUGAAGAACAGGUAUACGAACCCAAAGGCACUGGUGUUUUGCUGAAGAAGGGAGAUGAGCUAGCAGCUUUCAAUAUGGGUUCGACAGUGGUUAUGGUCUUCCAAGCUCCGAUCUCACAACCUUCUGCAGAUAAAAGCACGUCAGCAGAAUUCAGUUUUUGUAUUAAAAAGGGUGACCGAGUCCGCAUGGGAGAGGCCCUGGGCAGGUGGCAUGAUCCCUAGUUACAAUAUCUCAAUUACAGAAUUACGGGUGGUAAGUUUGUAUUAUAGAAAAGCCUAGGGAAACGCUUUCCCACAACCUCCCCGAGUCCCAGGAAAAUCAUGUUACAAAAUUUUGUUUUAGGGAGAGUACCGAUCUGAAAAGGUCUUCAUUCUGUUACAGUAUUAGUAGGUAACUCCAUUUUAAGGGUCAUAUGAAUAGGAGCUCAGGUUCUCUUUUGCUCAGAAACUAUACCUGGUAAAUUUGAACUUUCGGAUA
Lycium barbarum (goji berry) is the source of this 1863-nucleotide messenger RNA. RefSeq names its product phosphatidylserine decarboxylase proenzyme 1, mitochondrial. The transcript has 12 exons. Lineage: Eukaryota; Viridiplantae; Streptophyta; Magnoliopsida; Solanales; Solanaceae. The record is from RefSeq and is a predicted model, not a curated record. Gene Ontology annotation, molecular function: phosphatidylserine decarboxylase activity. Bases 279 to 1607 code for a protein of 442 amino acids. Gene Ontology annotation, cellular component: mitochondrion. Gene Ontology annotation, biological process: phosphatidylethanolamine biosynthetic process.